ACAAGAUAAUACAAUGGAGCUUCAGCAUUCUGUGGGCGCGUCAUAUAAGUACUCGCUUUUCGUCACUCGAGAGCUGUUGUUGUUAGCUGCUUCUUCAGUUCAGUCGUCUCUUUGUUGUUAGCUUCGGACGGAGAAAUGUUGGCGGUUUGCGAGAAAUCAAUCGGGAAACCACCGGAGGAGCUCAGUCUUCCGACUGUGGGUCCUCAGAAGAGCAGAACCCGGACCGAGAUUGCUGAGGUUUUCCGCUCCGCAAGGCCGGAGUCGACAGUUUAUAGCCUUCCCGGCGGUAAUCUCAUGGCUUUGUCUCACCAAGACGAAAAUCCUCUGCAUCCAAGGUCUGUGGUGGUAAUGGACGAUGUCUUCUGCAUUUUCAUCGGGAAUUUAGAGAACAUCUCCGACCUCCGGCGACAUUACGGCCUGUCUAAACAAACAAACGAAGCAAUGCUAGUGGUGGAGGUCUACAAAGUUCUGAGAGAUCGUGCUCCCUACCCUUCCGACCAAGUCAUCAGAGAUUUCGCCGGGAAAUUUGCAUUUGUUCUCUUCGAUGCCAGAUGCCACAUGCUUUUUGCAGCCAGGGACCGGGACGGAGGUGUGAAAUUUCAGUGGGGCGUGGCCGGAGAUGGGUCCCUUGUCUGCACCGAUGAUCCCAAUAUCAUGUCGGAGGCUUGCGGGAGGGCUUCGGCGCAGUUUCCUCCAGGAUGUAUCUUCAUGAAUUGGAGUGGACUGGUUAGCUUUGAUCAUCCGCUUCACAAGGUGAGGGCAGUUGCGCACGAGGACAACGAUGGAAAUAUCUCUGCUGUAAUUUUCAAGGUAGACUUGUUUACGCGACUCCAGAGCAUUCCACGCACCGGCAGCGCUGCCAAUUGGGCGGAUGUGAAGGUCGUCGAGGCAUCGAGUGGGAAUGAGUGACCCGCCGGAGCCAUAUUCAACUGCCAGAGUCCCAGAUGUUGCCGGUCGGUGGAAAAUGAACGGUGGGCUCUCUCCCGAUGCACUAAUAUCAUGUAGAAAGAAUAUAUAUCCCAUCCCAAUUCCCAAGUUCCCAACCCUUGUUCAAUGAUUAUGUUGUUUGGAUAUGUAAGAACCGUAUUUGUUAAAUCUUGACAUUUUGAUGCAUAUAAAUAAAACUUUCUAUGAUUCUAUCA
This is a messenger RNA of Nelumbo nucifera (sacred lotus), 1142 nucleotides long. RefSeq names its product stem-specific protein TSJT1-like. NCBI's taxonomy places the organism in Eukaryota, Viridiplantae, Streptophyta, Magnoliopsida, Proteales, Nelumbonaceae. The record is from RefSeq and is a predicted model, not a curated record.